AAAGUAUUUACCUGUUAUUGUGAAUUAUUUAGAUAUUUGUAAUAUGAUCAGAAAAACUGUGAUAGUCGUAAUACUGAAUAUUAUCUUACAGGUCUCAGGAAGGAAUUAUGACAUUGAGCUGACACAGGAUGGUCCAAUUAUAAAAGGUGGCACUAUACAUUUUACAGCAGUUAUAUCUUCUGAUGGCCAGCCUGUACAAGACAACUUAAAAUUUGAAUGGCUUGAUAAUGGAAUACCACAGCACAGUAGAGAGAUUGAAGAAGUUACCAAUUCUACAGAUACCUGGACUGUUACAUACACUGCAGGCGUCUAUCCAGCUGGAAUUUAUACCGCUCAAGUUGUUGUAAAAACGUGCAAAUUUGUGUUCUACUGUCCCGAACUUGGCUCAGCAAGGAUUAACUUUGUUAUAACAGAAAAUCUUAAUGGAGAUUUCCUCUUAAUGCAGGGGAAUGCAUCAUUACCUAAUAAUUUCGUAUCGACUAAAAAGGAGGUGAUACAUACAGUAAAAUUAAAGCAAUCAGAUGCAGACUUUAUUAAAACAGCUCCUACAAUUAGAACUUAUUGGUUUGUAGACUGCGUAUACUAUGGAAUCACCAAUGAGUUCGACUUUGCUCACAUUUACCCAGAUCCAUAUCAGAAUCACACUGUCGAAGCCUUGGUAAUGGCUGAUUUCACUCCAUUGCCAACCACAACAACAACACCUCCUACUACAACCACUAAAACUACAACGACUACAACUACUACACCUAAGCCAAGUACAACAGUAAGCACCACCACUAAGCCAACGACAACAACUACUACACUUAAACCAACUGCAAUAACAACUACUUCAAAUAAGCCAAAAGUUAGACGACAUAUAACUGAUCCAACUAUAAAACCACAAUCAAACAUUAAAAUUUUCGUCAAUAAUACAUUAGUUCCUUAUAAUGUAUCCUUUCCAUAUGUUUGUAACAGCUCUUAUGUGGCGACUGAUCCUAAAACAUUUUAUGGAUAUUUUUAUAAGAAAUUUGAAGCUAAAGAUCCUUUGACGAACAUAACCGUCACCGGUAAUAAUUGGUUGCAAACAGGAGACAUGUUAUCUUUAAAAGUACAAUGCUAUGGUUCCAAAAAUUUUGAUUUUUGUGUCAAAUAUGUAAAAGGAGAAUAUAACGUCACAGGCAAUGAAACCUGUAAAUAUUAUAACACAUUAGAAACCUGUGAAUUUCCUGUUAUGAGAUAUCUCAAUGUUCCUAAGACAACUAUAUUAAUUAUCGUGAAAAACGACCUCAAUAAGAUAGUUCAACCAGUAACUGUCAACAUUUAUAGUGUGAAAAAACAGGGUCAGUUAUCAGUUAUUGUUGUUCCCGUCGCCUUUAGUUUAGCAGCAGUUGUAUUAAUUGUAUUUGGCGUUGCCUACUAUUUCCAAAAUAGAAGCAGGUUUAUAGUUGAAGUUGCUGAUUUCAACUUCGGCAGACAGUAUAGUGAUAUGGAGUAUAAAACAUUCAGAGAGAGACUUAGAGAUUCAAUCACCAACGCGUUUACGCGAACACCUACGCCUAGCUCCUCAGAAGUACCGGUUUGGCCUCCUGGUAGAAAAUACGGUAGCAUGACAUGAUAUUGGAAUGGAACCCAACUUCUCAUCAGGGACCCUCCCAUGGAUGAUAAUGAUAAACUGCAACAAUAUUUUUAAUCUUAUAUUUUAU
Diabrotica balteata is the source of this 1682-nucleotide messenger RNA. The record is from the annotation of a GenBank genome assembly. Lineage: Eukaryota; Metazoa; Arthropoda; Insecta; Coleoptera; Chrysomelidae.